Molecule: messenger RNA, 1866 nt
Organism: Benincasa hispida (wax gourd)
Lineage: Eukaryota; Viridiplantae; Streptophyta; Magnoliopsida; Cucurbitales; Cucurbitaceae
Gene: SDG4
Product: SET domain group 4
Cellular component (GO): nucleus
Molecular function (GO): protein binding; histone methyltransferase activity
Source: RefSeq, a predicted model, not a curated record
UUUUUUUGUUUGCUUAUUUCUUCACAAGAAAAUAAAAUGCCAGACUUGGGCAAUCUUUCACUCUCUGAAUCUCUUACACUCACUCGAUGCCCUAAUCUCAAACCAGUUCUCGAUUCUACUGAUAUUACAUCUUCCUUCCUCAGUGAAAAAUCAGUCAAAUCUCUGCCUAUUGACACUAUUUCGACCCAGGGCUUUCAAUGCCCACUUCCCAACGACGAUGAGGUUGGUGGAGGCUGUGGGAUUAGGGUUUCGAGCCAGAACAGAGACGUCUUGGACCGAUCUAAAAGGAAUUACGGCGGGAAGACUUUGGAAGACCAUGUGAAAUCUUGGGUUCGGAGAAAGCAAGAGUCCGGCGUUCCCGAGUCUCGUCGUUCAUUUCCAUUUCUCCAAGGCGCUCGGAAAAUGGUAGAAAAACAAUGUUUGUGUUGCCGUAGAUAUAUAUUUCCCGGAGAGGAGGUCGAAUGCAGUAUUCGUGGCUGUGGAGGAGUUUACCAUGCCCUGUGCGCAAAGGACAGCUUGGGGUUCUCAGGUCACAGAAAGUUCAAGUGCCCUCAACAUGAGUGCUUUAUAUGCAAACAAAGAUUACACUGGAAGUGCAUACGCUGCACUAUAGCAUCACAUGAUAAAUGUGCACCAUGGCCGGAUAAAGUGAUGCAUUUAAAAAAUCAACCUGGAAGAGCCAUCUGCUGGAGGCAUCCGACGGACUGGCGAGUGGACCUAGAGCAUGCAGUGUCAACAAGUGACAUAGAGGAGGUAUUUUUUCGUUUGCCUCUUCCAUAUGUUGACGAGGAAUUCAAGAUUGACAUAACAUGGAAAGAUGCGGAGAAAAAGAUGGAGCCACCGCCAUACACUCACAUAAGGCGUAAUAUUUAUCUAGUAAAGAAGAAGCGGGAUACUGGUGUUGCUGAUGGCAUUGGAUGCACAAAUUGUAAAACUGAAUGCUCUGAUGACUGUGUGUGCAGGGUUCAAUGCAUAAGCUGCUCAAAAGCUUGCCAUUGUAGAGAUACUUGUACGAAUAGACCAUUCCGUAAGGAGAAGAAGAUCAAAAUUGUCAAGACUGAACUGUGUGGCUGGGGUGUCGAGGCAGCAGAGUCUAUCAGUAAAGGUGAAUUUGUCAUCGAGUAUAUUGGGGAAGUUAUUGAUGAUGCUCUAUGUGAACAAAGGCUUUGGGACAUGAAAUAUAAGGGCAUGAAGAAUUUCUAUAUGUGUGAAAUUCGGAAAGACUUCACAAUUGAUGCAACUUUCAAGGGAAAUGCAUCUCGCUUUCUAAACCACAGCUGUGAUCCCAAUUGUAGUCUUGAGAAGUGGCAAGUUGAGGGGGAAACACGUGUUGGUGUGUUUGCUGCUCGAUCAAUUGAAGUUGGAGAGCCUUUAACAUAUGACUACAGAUUUGUACAAUUUGGACCUGAGGUGAAAUGCCAUUGUGGUGCUGCAAACUGUCAACGGUAUCUUGGAACCAAAAAAAGGAUAAGUGCCAUAGACCUCUUCUGGGGUACAAAACGCAGAAGAACGUCAGCAGCUCGCAUAACUGGUAUAACUGUAUGAUUCACAUAUUAACACGUAGUUGGGUCAAUAUCACUGUACAUUGUUACUUUUGAUAUAAAUUGGGCAAAAACGAAGAAGAAUAGAAGCAAAAAUAAGUACUAGUGCCAUUUGUUUGCAAUGCUAUUAAAUUCUUUGAAUUUCAGCAAACCAUUGUGAAUUUCUCCAGAAUUUUCUUGUUGGAGAACGCUGAGAUUGAGAAAUACGUGUAAUUGAUUUUACCCGAUUUGUCUAAAGAGAUCAAGGGAUUCUUUUGUAGUAUUGAACGUUUUAAUUGUUUUUAUUCAUUGGAGAUGAUUUGAUGAGUGAAAUUCAAGAUCCAUU